UCCAACAGAUUUGCACAAGAGCACGAUAACGGGCAUAGAAAUGAUUUUGAAACAGUGAAACUGGCUGAAAUGUGGUCUCCGACGGCUUGUAAGAAUUUUCGCAGUAAACAGCACAACUCGGAAAGAGCGUGUACGUCCUGCGCGGUAUCUAAAGCGGUAAACAAGUGGACUAUUCAUGGGCUUUGGCCGUCAAAUGGGAACAAUACGGGACCGUACCAAUGUAGCGGCAGCAAGUACGAAGCGAGCUUAGUGAACGAGCUGAGAAAAGAAUUAAACGAGAAAUGGCCGAGCGCAAUGUACGACAACGAUUCAUUCUGGUCUCACGAAUGGAAAAAACAUGGGACUUGCUCGAAUCUCAAGGCCACGGAUACCGUGACAAAGUACUUUUCAACCUCGCUCCGGCUCUUCGACGCUUACAACCUCGGAGGCAUACUCGCGGAAGCCAACAUUCUCGCGGGAAACAAUUAUACGCUCGAUUCCCUGCACGGGGCCAUCAAGCGGAAACUCGGUGUGAACGUUUUCGUGCAAUGCAUACGCAUAAAGGUCGGUAUCGUCUACCAGCGCACACAAGUCCAAAUAACUCGCUCCCAAUUCUCCCUAAAUUCCCAAUUCUUUCAGGGCAAGCACGAGCAGUAUUUGUCGCAAGUCCAGCUGUGCUUUGACAAGUCGCUGCGAUUGACGGACUGCGACAGCGGCAACGGAUACCUGUCCAGUUGCGAGCGCCACUACAACGUCACCUACGCCAAUAGCUGCUAAAUGUUCACUGCGGCGAAAUAGCCGAACGGCUGUUUGUUGCGAAUACCAGUCAGUCCAAAGGGAUGUAAUCGCAAGCGCGAGCGUCGUUUCGCUCUUAAACGUGCUGCGCAUCGAAGUGCAAGCCUCGGCCCGGAGUUGGCGAAAAAUUGCGCCGGGCCGAGGCCGUAAAUAAAGCUCGCUGCCGGGGAUUCGGCGACAGACCAAUAUCACGGGCUGUGGCUUUGCUUAUUAAAGGCCACCCCCUCUGGGCAUUCGUACGCCGGCGUCGGCGUCUCGAGCCUCCGGAGCAUGGCGCAACAGUCCGCACGAUCGCGAAACGAAAUCUCUUUUGCCGGGUAAUUAGGCAGAGAUUCUUGUGCUCCGCGGCAGCGCCACAGUCGUUAAAACCCUGCCGCCCUGCCGCCCAGCCGCCCGCCCGACAGCCCUUAUAUAUAGCAAAACUUCCUUUUUUCGUCUUCAAAUUAAGGCCAUUCUCCCGCUUACUUAGGAUUUCCUUCCCCGUUCACGAUAAUUGUCCCCCUAAUCGAAACUUCCAUUAAAGCCAACUUGUGCUGGCUUUGUUGCGGUCGCGCGCUCGCCGCUUUGUCAUUUGCCUUGCCGAAACACGGCCGAAUUCCAUUUCAAAUCCAUUAUCGUGGCGUACAAUAAAGUCCGUCCUCGCUCGCGAGCCACCUCGAGUGCCAGUAAUCAGCGUAAAAUCUAUAAAGUAUUAUUGGCCUGGGUAAUAGAACGAGGGUGUUGAUGGCGGCAGGCUACUUGACUGGCAAUCCAAAGCGGCGCGCCGCUCGUACAAUUAGCAGCCGAAGCGUGCUCCGCGACCCGUGCGGACAGUCCAGCCACCGGCGUAUUCCGCGACUACGCUGUACAUAUUGAAAUAAACGAGCCGGCACGAGCGCCACUCGACCGUGUCAGCGUGAGAUAGCCUUGACUAAUGGCGCCCGCGCAAGCCGAUCGUACGUUUCAUUAGCUGUACUACCGUGGUCCAACGGACUUGGCACGACUGGCGCAACAGCGGCCCAGUGGCGAAGUAACGAAAGCUACUGGCAGCGUGGCGGGCUGACGACGAUGCCGCGCUCCAAGCGAACGAGUAACGAUUUUAUUUACGGCCGCCUCGGCUUCCGCAGAUCUCGCAGAGAGGCCGUUAAUUAAAUAAUAUUUCUUGGCGGAGAAGAAGACAGAGAGAAACGGCUUGGGGCUGUUGUGGGCGACGGGCGACGCGGCGCAAGCCGAAACGGAAACGCAAUUGGUAAGAGGUGAGGCCGAACGGAGAAGAAGAAGAAGAAGAAAAGCUCGAGAGGUACUUAUUGCAGUAUCGAGAUCGUAACUUUGGCCCAGGCCACUCGUAAACGUCCCCCGCGUGGUCUGCACGCACCAUGCCCACUCUGCUCGACUUUUCAACCCCCGGCACCAUUCAAUCGCUCGUUCCUCGUUCGCUUCCCGCCUAUAAUUCUCGCACAAAACACGUUCGGAGCUUUACCUCGUUAUUUCGCUGCUCUCUUUUUAUUUCACACUUUCUUUCAUUUGCCGGCGUGCUUCCUCCUUCUCAAAGACCACCUA
Phymastichus coffea is the source of this 2313-nucleotide messenger RNA. RefSeq names its product ribonuclease Oy-like. The transcript has a single exon. Gene Ontology annotation, molecular function: RNA binding; ribonuclease T2 activity. Gene Ontology annotation, biological process: RNA catabolic process. Gene Ontology annotation, cellular component: extracellular region. The record is from RefSeq and is a predicted model, not a curated record. Bases 70 to 756 code for a protein of 228 amino acids. Lineage: Eukaryota; Metazoa; Arthropoda; Insecta; Hymenoptera; Eulophidae.